Molecule: messenger RNA, 1316 nt
Organism: Scomber japonicus (chub mackerel)
Lineage: Eukaryota; Metazoa; Chordata; Actinopteri; Scombriformes; Scombridae
Gene: creg2
Product: cellular repressor of E1A-stimulated genes 2
Exons: 4
Coding region: 49-891 (280 amino acids)
Source: RefSeq, a predicted model, not a curated record
GUAAACAACGGAGAGUGAGUAUAUGUUAGCGGCCAUUCUUCCAGCUCGAUGAGGCCGCUAUACUUCCCCCUGGCACUGUUUGCCAACAUCUUGUACCUGGGUCAAACCUACACACUGAGAAGCUCGGUGUCCUGGGUCGUCUCCUCCAAUGAUGUGGUGGAGGACGCGGACCUGUCGGAGGAGGUCGCCCCGGCGUUGCUGGUGGACAGCGCCGGGCUGUGGAAGCAGGCGUAUCCGUCCUCCAACGUCCUCGGAGACAGUGUGGAGACCCCCGGAGAACUAGUCAAGCCCGAAAGCGACAAUGUGGCGCAGCUCUCCUCUCGCCUGUUUUCAUAUCGCCUGGAGAAAGUGAAGAAGUCCGCCAGCAGCAGCCCUCCUCCGCACCAGGAGACAGCCAGGACUGCCAGAUACAUAGCUCAUUACAGUGACUGGGGACAUCUGGCCACCAUUUCCACUCAGGACAAGAUCAAAGGUCUCCCCUUUGGGAACAUUUUCUCAGUCAGUGAUGGAACGCUGGACAACAGCACUGGAGUUAUCUACUUUUAUGUGACUCCUAUGGACAACACUGUGGCAGAUCUGAAAAUUAACCCCUACGCUUCUCUCACAUUCUCAGAGGCUGAGGGAGAAUUCUGCAGGCAAAUGGUGUAUGAUCCAGAAGAUCCAAGAUGUGCUCGACUUACCCUAACAGGCAAGAUGGUGGAAGUCCUGCCAGAGGAGCUCACUUUUGCAAAGGAGGCAAUGUUCUCAAGACAUCCUGUGAUGGCAAAGUGGCCAGUGGGACACAAUUGGUUCUUCAUGAAGCUGGAGUUGAUCCAGGUCUGGCUGCAGGACUGGAUCGGAGGGACGUCACUUAUUCCACUGGAGGACUACUUUAAAGCUACGCCCUUCUGAGAAUAUUCUAACCCAUCCAUCAGCCUACAUAUCAUUUCAGCUGUCUACACCACAGAUGUCACUCUAGAAGAGAGAAUUUCCAAACCAACAACGUGCAAAGGAAAAAAAAAACACAGCAAAAAACGUUAUUUUAAUCAGUGAAUAUUCUUAACACCUAUUUUUUUCUCUUUUGCUUCACACAAGAUGAAAUUUUCAGUUUCCUGUAUUUGGUGGGUGAAUGUAUUUAAAAUCAAUAAGCUUGUUUAAUUUGAUUGUCACAGACAUCACAGCUGGCAUAGACAACUCUGUGUCAUUUAAUGUAUUCCUUUUAAACAAAUUAUUUUGUGGGUUUGCAUUAAAACGUGCUAUUUGAAAAAUAAAUGAAUGUUAGUAUGCACAAUAUUUGUGCAUACUUUUAAAUAAAACGUCAUUAGUUGUGUUAGUAU